This is a messenger RNA of Cervus elaphus (red deer), 964 nucleotides long. RefSeq names its product GTP-binding nuclear protein Ran-like. The coding region runs from base 37 to 687 and encodes 216 amino acids. The record is from RefSeq and is a predicted model, not a curated record. Gene Ontology annotation, molecular function: GTP binding; GTPase activity. Gene Ontology annotation, cellular component: cytoplasm; nucleus. Lineage: Eukaryota; Metazoa; Chordata; Mammalia; Artiodactyla; Cervidae. The transcript has a single exon. Gene Ontology annotation, biological process: ribosomal subunit export from nucleus; protein import into nucleus.
GACGGGCGCGGAGACGCUUCUGGAAGUAACAUCGCGAUGGCUGCCCAAGGAGAACCCCAAGUUCAGUUCAAACUUGUUUUGGUUGGUGAUGGUGGUACUGGAAAAACUACAUUCGUGAAGCGUCAUCUGACUGGUGAAUUUGAGAAGAAGUAUGUAGCUACCUUGGGUGUUGAGGUCCAUCCUCUUGUGUUCCAUACCAACAGAGGACCUAUUAAGUUCAAUGUAUGGGAUACAGCUGGUCAGGAGAAAUUUGGUGGACUGAGAGAUGGCUAUUAUAUACAAGCUCAGUGUGCCAUUAUAAUGUUUGACGUAACAUCAAGAGUUACUUACAAGAAUGUGCCUAACUGGCAUAGAGAUCUGGUACGAGUGUGUGAGAACAUCCCAAUUGUGUUGUGUGGCAACAAAGUGGAUAUUAAGGACAGAAAGGUUAAGGCAAAGUCAAUUGUCUUCCACCGAAAGAAGAAUCUUCAGUACUAUGACAUUUCUGCCAAAAGUAACUACAACUUUGAAAAGCCCUUCCUCUGGCUUGCUAGAAAAUUGAUUGGAGACCCUAACUUGGAGUUUGUCGCCAUGCCUGCUCUUGCCCCGCCAGAGGUGGUCAUGGACCCAGCCUUGGCAGCACAGUACGAGCACGAUUUAGAGGUUGCUCAGACAACUGCCCUCCCGCAUGAAGAUGAUGACCUGUGAGAAAGUGAAGCUGGGGCCCAGCGUCAGAAGUCUAGUUUUAUAGGCAACUGUCCUGUGAUGUCAGUGGUGCAGCGUGUUUGCCACUUUAUUAUAUAGCUAAGCAGAACAUGUGCUUAAUCUUUGGAUGCUGAAGGAGAUGGAUGGGCUUUGGAGUGAAUGUGGCAGUUUAAAAAAAAAAAAAUACCUUCAUUUUUUGGACCUGCAUAUUUAGGUGUUUUGGAACACAGUUGUUUCCUCCUUGAGUUUCAAAUAUAAGACUGGUAUAGUCACAUGACAA